CAUAACAUCGACCAAUCAGCGCACGAAAUAGGUUUAAUCCAACGAUUUCUGGCUAAUCAGCACACGAUCUAAUUUUCGACGAAGACAUCAGCAGUCAUCGACAACUGUCUGUCAAGGUUUAAUCAGAGGGAGCACUCAGGAGCUGAUGUCCUUAGACAAGGCCUUACUGGAGCUGGAUGAGGCUUCCUCCACAUCAGGGUCCAAGCAUGCAUUUUAGAAGAUCGAGAGCCUUGCGUGGAAAUAAGUGAAAAGUCAAGUGCACGGGUGCAUGCCUCGUUGGUCCAAUAACGUCGCUGUUGGAUAUGAAGAUGCCAUAUUCUGUUGAAUCCCUCACAGCUGAAAGUCUGACCUCCAAAACCUUCACCCUGGGUGUCUUCAACAUAAGUGUCCAGCCCACAGAUCAAAAGACAGCUGUCGCCCUGCUGGCCGUCAUCGCUAAUGUCAGCCGACAAGAAGUCCCACAUUGCACUUACAAGGAGGACUUCAAACGUAUCCUCCUUCCGGCCGUGUACACAUUUGUCUUCCUGCUGGGCCUCCCGCUGAACUUUUUCGUCAUACUAAAGAUAUGGAGGAGGCGGCCCGGUCUGUCCCGCAACAACAUCUUCAUGCUCAACUUGGCCAUCGCCGACUUCCUGUACGUGACAUCACUUCCCCUGCUCAUCUAUAACUAUGGGAGUCAUGAUUACUGGCCCUUUGGCGAGUUUGCCUGCAAACUAGUCCGGUUUCAGUUCUACAGUAACCUUCACGGCAGCAUCUUCUUCCUCACCUGCAUCAGUGUGCACCGCUAUAUCGGCAUCUGUCAUCCACUGGCCGUGUGGCACAAGGAAGGCGGCCGGAGGCUGGCGUGGCUCAUUUGCGGAGCGGUGUGGCUGGUUGUGGCCGUCCUCUGCGCACCCACAUUUCAUUUUGCCUCAACGGGGAUCCAACGCAACCGCACCGUCUGUUACGAUUUAAGCACGCCAAAGCAAUCCGUGCACUACUAUCCAUACGGUAUGUCCCUCACCUGCAUCGGCUUCCUCUUGCCUUUUAUGGCCGUGAUGAUGUGCUACUGUAGAAUGGCCCACGUCUUGUGCCUCCCCGUUUCGUACCGAUGCGUCAAUGUACAGACAAGGGACAAACGCGACAGGGCGGUGAAAAUGAUCAUUGUGGUGGCGGCUGCUUUCUGCAUCAGCUUCCUGCCCUUUCACCUCACCAAGACUUCGUACCUGGUUAUGCGCACGCUGCCCAGUGUGUCCUGCGAGAUCAGAAACCUCUUUUCCAUCAUCUAUAAGAGCACCAGACCGUUUGCCAGUAUGAAUAGUGUUCUGGACCCCAUUCUUUUCUACUUCACUCAGCCACGGUACAGACAGAGCACCAAAAGAUUUGUUCUCAGAGUCACCACCCUCAGGCAUAAUGAUAGAACUGCAUGAGUCAACAUUUUUUCCAUAUCUUGUGUCUUACAUGUGUAAAUUAGUGCAACUCGCUUUAGCGAUAGAAUUUUAUUUUUACAAGUCAAAUCACUGUAAAUGCCAUAUGGUCAGUUGAAAUGAAAUAAUGCACUAGGCUGAAGCCUGUUUUUGUAUUGAAUAUCUUUUUUAUAAGUAUGGAUAUUAUAUGUAUGUAUAUUUCCUUGUUAAUGAGCGCUGUGAAUUUCAUAAUGUAAAAUUUCACGGCCCUCUCAAGCUAAUCUGUUGGAUGAAGUGGUUCGAAUAGAACAUGUCAAUUGCAUUUUUGGAAGAUUGUAAAUUCCAGCAACAUGUUGGUGGAUAUUGUGGAGCCUAGACUAUAUUGUUCAGUAUUAUGUUAUCUUUAGCAAUAUUGGUUGGAUGGUUUUGAGGUUCUGCCUGUUUUGAUGUUGCCUUUGCGCCACUAGGUAACAUUAGUGUCCUUUCAUUUUGACGUGUAAGAACCAUACCAGUGUACUGUAUUUGUUGUACGAUGCUGUGACAUUGCACAAGAAUAAGUUGUGUUGA
Syngnathus typhle (broad-nosed pipefish) is the source of this 1952-nucleotide messenger RNA. Its product is annotated as P2Y purinoceptor 3. Gene Ontology annotation, cellular component: plasma membrane. Gene Ontology annotation, biological process: cellular response to pyrimidine ribonucleotide; phospholipase C-activating G protein-coupled receptor signaling pathway. Gene Ontology annotation, molecular function: G protein-coupled UDP receptor activity; G protein-coupled UTP receptor activity; G protein-coupled ADP receptor activity. Lineage: Eukaryota; Metazoa; Chordata; Actinopteri; Syngnathiformes; Syngnathidae. The record is from RefSeq and is a predicted model, not a curated record. The coding region runs from base 303 to 1409 and encodes 368 amino acids. The transcript is spliced from 4 exons.